GGGAGAUAUUGAAUGGAUUUAAUUGAGAAAUAUUCAGAAUAAUAAAAUUCUUUGGAGCUCUUGAAUAAUGAACCAAAAUAAUUGAAUUCAAAUGAUGUUUAUGAAUAUGUUGCAAUGGAUAUUUCACCAGAUUUAUAAUGGUUGGCAGUUGGUGGACUAUAUAUUGAUAAUAUUGUUUUAUGGAGGAUAUCUUGCUAAAGUUAGACAAAAGUAAUAGGAACAUAGAUGAAUGAAGAUUUAGGAUAACUAGAAUUUUCAAAUGAUUCUAUUUGGUUAGCAGCUUGUGGAUCUAGUACAAAAAUAAUAAUUUGGAAAAUGAAAGAAUUAGAUGAGUUUCCUAUAAUUUUAGAUGAACAUUAAUAAAGAAUAUGGAGAAUUGAAUUCUUCAAUAAACCUCUUUUCGAUAUUUUAUGUUCUGGAAGUUCCGACUCAUCAGUGAAAAUAUGGAAUGUUAAAUAAAGAUAAUUAUUGUAAAGUUUUAAUAUGAAUGAAGAUAAUUCGAUAUUUAGUGUUGGAGUUUCAGUUAAGAAUGAUUGGAUUGUAAUGACAGGAAAUGAUGCAAGAGUUUUUAUUUUAGAUACUAAAAGGUUGAAAUUGAUUUCAUAAUAGAAAAUCUCUGAAAAUUAAUUAUAUUUUACUGGAUUUCCAUAACAUACAUGUUAAUACUAUGCUUGUUCUGGUAUGGAUGAGUAUGUUAGAAUAUUAACUAAAAAUAAAUUAAUUAGAAAAAUAAACUUUCCUCAAAAUUGGAAAUGGUAAAUUGAAUUUAUCUGUUAAUCAAUCUUAGCAGUUUCAAGUAUUAAUUCAAUAUAAUUUUGGGACAUUGGUAGAGGUAUCUAAUUAAAAAUUGUAGAAAAUAUAUAUUAUACAUAUCCUUCAUUUCGAUUUAAGUAUUUGAAAGAAGGAUUAUGUGCAACAGCAAGCAAAUUUAUGAUAAAAUUGUGGAUAAAGUGA
Molecule: messenger RNA, 954 nt
Organism: Paramecium sonneborni
Lineage: Eukaryota; Ciliophora; Oligohymenophorea; Peniculida; Parameciidae
Source: the annotation of a GenBank genome assembly